UUUUAUUAUUGUAAUAAGAGAAUUACUCAAAAUUGUACUAAAACUUUGUAUAAUUUAUAAGAAUGAUACUGAAAUCUGUUAUAUUAAUUGGAGGACCAUCAAAAGGUACUAGGUUUAGGCCUCUUUCAUUAGAUAUACCAAAACCUUUAUUCCCAGUUGCUGGAUUACCAGUAAUACAGCAUCAUAUAGAAGCAUGUUCCAAGGUGGAAAAUCUUAAUGAAAUAUUGAUAAUAGGAUCAUAUCUUGCAAGUGAUUUGUCUCAAUUUAUUCAGGAAAUGACAAAUACAUAUAAAAUAACUAUUAGAUAUCUUCAAGAAUUUAUACCAUUGGGAACAGCUGGUGGCUUAUAUCACUUUCGUGAUCAAAUACGCUCAGGUGGACCUACAUAUUUUUUUAUAAUGAAUGGUGAUGUAUGUGCUGAUUUUCCUUUGCAAGAGAUAGUCGAGUAUCAUGAAGAAAAACAAGCAUUACUUACAAUCAUGGCUAAUGAAGCUACAAGGCAGCAGUCCUUAAAUUAUGGAUGUAUGGUUCUUGAUAAGGAAGGAAAAGUUGCACACUAUGUAGAAAAACCAUCAACAUUUGUUUCAACUUUAAUAAAUUGUGGUAUCUACCUUUCUUCGCCAGAUAUUUUUCAGACUAUGGCUGAUGUCUUUUAUGCAGGACAAAGUCAAGAGAAUUUUAUACAGUUCAAUGGUAAUGGUAAAGACCCAGCUCAUAUAUCUCUUGAACAAGACAUAUUAAUGCGUUUAGCAGAAACUGGCCGUUUAUUUGCUUUACCUAUUUUAAAAUGGUGGUCACAAGUUAAAACUGCAGGUUCUGCUAUAUAUGCCAAUCGUCACUAUUUAGCUCUAUAUAAAGUAAAACACCCAACACGACUUGCUUCUACAUUUAAUGGACCUUGUCAAAUUAAUGGUGAUAUCUAUAUACAUCCUUCUGCUACUGUCCAUCCAACAGCAGUGAUAGGCCCAAAUGUAAGCAUAGGUCCCAAUGCUAUUAUUGCUUGUGGUGUUAGAAUAAAGGAGUCAAUUAUAUUAGCUAAUGCCCAUAUUCAGGCACAUUCCAUUGUAUUACACAGUAUAGUGGGCAAAAGUAGUUAUGUAGGAGAAUGGGCACGAGUAGAAGGAACACCAUGUGAUCCUAAUCCUAACAAACAGUUUGCAAAAAUGGAAAACUUACCUUUGUUUAACACUAAUGGGAAAUUGAAUCCUUCUAUAACAAUCCUUGGUACUAGCGUACGUUUGGCAGCUGAGAAAAUUGUAUUAAAUUCGAUUGUCUUACCACACAAGGAGCUGACUAGAAACUUUAAAAAUGAAAUCAUUCUUUAA
Eufriesea mexicana is the source of this 1325-nucleotide messenger RNA. It is a transcript of the gene Gmppa, whose product is annotated as GDP-mannose pyrophosphorylase A. The record is from RefSeq and is a predicted model, not a curated record. Gene Ontology annotation, biological process: biosynthetic process. The transcript is spliced from 5 exons. Bases 63 to 1325 code for a protein of 420 amino acids. NCBI's taxonomy places the organism in Eukaryota, Metazoa, Arthropoda, Insecta, Hymenoptera, Apidae.